Nestor notabilis (Kea) is the source of this 402-nucleotide messenger RNA. RefSeq names its product receptor accessory protein 6 (gene REEP6). Lineage: Eukaryota; Metazoa; Chordata; Aves; Psittaciformes; Psittacidae. The transcript is spliced from 3 exons. The annotation marks the transcript as partial. The record is from RefSeq and is a predicted model, not a curated record.
GCUCUGCGGCCUUCCUGGGGCUGUACCUCGUGUUUGGCUACGGUGCUUCGCUGCUCUGCAACCUCAUUGGCUUCGCCUACCCUGCAUACGUCUCCAUCAAAGCCAUCGAGAGCUCCAGCAAGGAGGAUGACACCACGUGGCUGACGUACUGGGUGGUGUAUGGCACCUUCAGCGUAGCUGAGUUCUUCUCUGACAUCUUCCUCUACUGGUUCCCCUUCUACUAUGCUGGGAAGUGCCUGUUCCUGCUGUGGUGCAUGGCCCCCGUGCCCUGGAAUGGGUCGCAGGUGCUCUACCAGAAUGUCAUCCGGCCCUGGUUCCUCAGGCAUCACCAGACCGUGGAUAGUGUGCUGGGCACCCUCAGCACCAAAGCCCUGGACGCAGCCUCCCACAUAGCCAGAGAAG